Brassica napus (rape) is the source of this 1036-nucleotide messenger RNA. RefSeq lists its product as uncharacterized. Lineage: Eukaryota; Viridiplantae; Streptophyta; Magnoliopsida; Brassicales; Brassicaceae. The coding region runs from base 253 to 678 and encodes 141 amino acids. The transcript has 4 exons. The record is from RefSeq and is a predicted model, not a curated record.
UCAACCUAUUUCUCUAAGAAUUCUGAAUUUCAUUAUCGUGGUGACACGUGGCUACAAAACAAUGUUGUAAUGUUUCUCAAUUAAUAUAUAAAAGAUUGUUAAGUAAUAGUUUAAAUGAAUGAAGAUCAGAUGAUUUAAACUUUUACCCUUAAUUGAUUUUAGUAAUUACUCUUUAUUCACUAUUGUUAAACAUAAAGAGCAAUUACUAAAAUCAAUUAAAGUACUAAAUGUAGUUGGGUUUUAAUAGUUUAGAUGGAUGAAGAUCAGAAGAUAAUCAAGGAACUUGAUAUAACUCAAGAUGAAACUGAGGGAGGGAAUCUGAAGGUUGUGACAGGAAACAAUGAAGCUGUUUCUCAUUUGAUUUAUGCGGGAUCAGACAUUAUGCUUUGUCUAAACUUCUUACAAGAUCAACUUCUCCAAGUCCCUCUCAAGGCUUUGAAGUACGGAACAGCUCCAAUCGAACUAAACCCCCGAACCGGGCAUGUUGGAACACAUGAACAAGAGGCCAUCACUGCUAACUUUAUCAAUUCUAUAUUCGGAGACAUAUCCUUAGUAAUAUUAUAUUAUUUAUACGCUAGAUUGGAUGUGUGUGUGUGUGUGUGUUAUGAUGCAGAAGAAGGAUGGGAGGUUGUGGAAGUUAAAGAUAACGAAAGCUACGAAGAAAGACUUGUGCUGUGACGUUCACAUCUCUGCAUAUACUUUUUUUUUUUGGUGUAAAUGUUAAAAAUCUCCGCAUAUACUUCCAUUAAGAACCUGUGAAAGUAGUGAAGAGGAAGAAGAUUUGUUUGGUUCCUCAAUCACAUUGAGAGUAUCAGUCUCAUGUCUUUUAUCAUUUGUAUUUUUGUAAUGUAAUUUAUUUCUCAACUUAUAAUCAAUUGUAAAGUUUAUUAGUUAUUAUAAUUCUCGCCAUAAUGUAGUUGUGAAAGCGGAAAAAUGGCCUCUUCGUAUAUAAACUAACUAGGAUAAGACCUGCGCAAGCGCAUGGUGAGUUUAUUUAUAUAUAUAUUAUCGAUAGUUUUUUUUAUAUAUGUGAUCA